Messenger RNA from Vicia faba (fava bean), 1005 nucleotides. NCBI's taxonomy places the organism in Eukaryota, Viridiplantae, Streptophyta, Magnoliopsida, Fabales, Fabaceae. The record is from the annotation of a GenBank genome assembly.
AUGACUCACCCUAUUAAAGCUGUCAAGGAUAUCAAUGAGUCAAAGGAUUUAUGGAAGACUGCCGUUAGAUGUAAACAUAUCUGGUCUGUGACAAGUGCUUCAAAAAAAGAACACAUUGAGAUGAUUUUGGUUUAUUCAAAGCGAGAUAUGAUUCAAGUCAUUGUGCGGCCUUUUUUGGUUUUGAAAUUCAAAGAAGAACUCGCUGCUAGAAGUUCUUACAUAAUACAGAAUUUCAAAGUGUCAAACAAUGAUUUCUCUUUUAAGUCGACUAAUCAUAGUUGUAAAUUGGUAUUUUGUGGGUCAACUUUGGUUAAGAAGACAGAACUCUCUGACAUUCCUUUGAAUUUCCUGAACAUACUUGGAUUGGAUGCCAUAGUUGAGGAAAAAUUUCAGUCUAAUGUGUUAGUUUAUAUUCUUGGAAGAGUAACAGAGAUUUCUCAAUUCCAAAUCAAUGCUGAUAACAACAAGAGAAAAGUUAUUUUUACAAUAAUUGAUAAUAGUGUUUUUGAAAAAACAAAUCUAGAGUACAAUGUACUUUAUGGGGGUCAACUUGCCGUACAACUUUACAAAUAUUAUACGAGUCAUAAGGAAGAUGGCAAUAUAAUUGUUCUGCUGAUUAAUGCAAGGAUUAAGGAGGCUCAAGGAGGUUUUCCCUUGAACAUAUCAAAUGCUUGGAAUGGCACAAAGUCGUUCAUUAAUGAUGUUAGCAUUGAUGAAAUUAGCAAGUUCAAAGAAAGUCUAAAAGGUGAAUUGCCAUUGUUAUCUUCUUCAAGUCUGCAAGAUGUAGAGCUGAUUUGUUAUGCCAAACACAUAAGUCCAAAGCUGGUGCCAAUGUAUAAACUCGAAGUUUUGGCCGUUGAUGGUAAAUUUAAGUCCAAGUUCAGUUUUUGGGACAACGAUUGCGUGAAGUUGAUUGGAAAGUAUGCACUUCAAAUGAAAAAUGAGUUGAUAAAGGCCGAUGAAGAUAAUCUGCUUGAACUCCCUUAUGAACUUGAUGCAUACUAA